AUGAGCCAUUCUGCUGACGAUGAUUUGCAGAAAAUCAUUCAAGUGGAUAACAGCGCUGUAUCAAACAAUGUUGUCAGUGGUCAUUCUCAUCCUUCUCCCGAGAAUACCAAAAUUUUAAUUGAUUCUAACAAUCAGGACAAAAUUGACAAUCAUUUACAAUUAUUGGAUUCAAUAAUAGUCAGUCAUGACAACAACAACCAAAUUCCAAAUCAACCAGCACCAACUCAAUCCGAAAUGGAAACGAAAAAACGAUUGGAAUUUAUUCAAAGAAACAAACGUAAUCACUAUUCCAUGCUCGGAAAACAAUUAAUGGAACGUUUAGUGGAUGAGAAUGAAUUUCUCUACCAAAUCAUGAAUGUGUUGAAAAUCUCACAAGAAAUGAAACAACUCUCCAAUAAUUGGAAGAAUUCUUAUCAUUCGCUCAUGAACCAAGAAUUUAAUUGGAAUUUCAAUGAUCUAAAUAAUUCGAAUCAUUUGAACAAUAAUAAUACCAAUAACAUGAAUAAUAAUAUUACUGACAUCAACACCAAUAACAACAAUAAUAAUACCAAUGACAUAAAUAACAAUCAUACUUUUGAAAAUUUGUUCGAAACUACCACUAUGGACACACCACAACACUCCAAAGAACCUUUUUUAAACAUUUACAUUGGAAUUUCAAAAUUGGAUUAUCCAUGUAAGAAAAUUCUCACUCAAACAUUAUUUAGAAAUAAUCUUAUUGGAGUGAAUCAUCCAUUCAUCAUCAUUGGAUGUUUCAAAAUCGAAUGGAAUGAUUCCUCACUUGUCAAAAUCAAGUACGACCUAUUUAAGGCGCGGAAUGCCAUGAUGGUUUACAAAUUUCAUGUCAUUCGUGGAACACUUCAAGUGCAACAAGCGUUGAAAACGAUCGCAAGAGUGUGUACGUUUUGGAAUGCCUACAAGAAAUUUUCUCAAUUAUGUUGUAAUUGUCAUCAUUUCAUUUGUUAUUUAUUGAGAGAGUUGAAUAUAGAAUCUCCAUUCGACAGGAACGUGAAUGAUGAACAUCAUUUCAAUUCUGAUAAUUCUGAUAUUCAAACAGAGGAGAAAGAGGAGCAACAGAAAAUCCCUAUCAAACACUCCUCCCUCUUGUACAUGCUUUCAAAAUUGAGAUUGGCCCAAGAAGAACGAUACAUUUUAUGGAACAAGUGCUCAGAAUUGGAGAAAUCUCAAGACAAACCCAACAAGUAUCUUCAACAUGAUUUGAUGGAAUGUCCAGAUCUAUGGUUGCAUCAUGGAAUUCAAUGGAAUGAAAAGGAGUUUAUUGUGAAUGGAGGUGAGAAACAACUUGUUGCCUUUCGUCACUUUUUGAUUGAACAUUUUCAGCAACAAGUUGAACAACGACAAGUGAAAGAAACGAAUCAUGAUGCAAUGAAUCAUUUUAAAGAUGAGAGAAAGCAAUCAUCAUCAUCACCAAGAAUGAACAAUUCAUUCCAAAAGAUGUAUCAGGAAGCAUUCACAUGUAUUGAUAGUUAUUUGAAUGGAUAUCGAUUGAGAAAUCAAACAGUUCGAAUGUUGGAUUAUUCACAAUUAUCACCACUACUGGUAAAUUCAAUUAACAUUGGAACAUGGCCAUUCUCAUCAUCAUCCUCCAUUCACAAUCUAGAAUUGGAAUAUCCUUUAUUGAAUGCCUAUUGGGAGUCCUCAAUGUUUGAAGUGGAAAACGAGUUGAAUGAGAUACCAUGA
Messenger RNA from Naegleria fowleri, 1698 nucleotides. RefSeq lists its product as uncharacterized. NCBI's taxonomy places the organism in Eukaryota, Heterolobosea, Eutetramitea, Acrasida, Naegleriidae. The transcript has a single exon. Bases 1 to 1698 code for a protein of 565 amino acids. The record is from RefSeq and is a predicted model, not a curated record.